AAUAGCUUAUCGAAUGCUUGCUGGAUACCAAGGAAGACCGCCGAGCAAUACUGCUUUUCCUCCAUAGAUUUUCGUAUUUCAUUUGCCAUGAAAUGAAUGAAUAAUUAGUUAAAAAAUAUAUGCCAAGUGACGGGACGAAGAAGUCGUGCGCCUAGUGGUCUUUCAACUUUUGUGACAUUCGUACAAUGUCACAACAACAACCGCCACAGCCUCAGUUUGCCUUGCUGCCGAAGAUCGUUAAUGGAGGCAUAGCAGGAAUAAUCGGCGUCACAGUGGUAUUUCCACUUGACCUGGUCAAAACUCGACUGCAGAAUCAAACCAUCGGCCCCAAGGGCGAAAGGCAGUAUAAAAAUAUGUUGGAUUGUUUUCGGCAAACAAUGGCUGCGGAAGGGUACUUCGGCAUGUACCGCGGAUCCGCUGUUAACAUCUUGCUUAUUACACCUGAGAAGGCCAUCAAGCUGUCUGCCAAUGAUAUGUUCCGCUACUACUUGACGCUCCCUGAUGGAACGUUGCCAAUAUUUCGGCAAAUGCUAGCGGGAGGAUCUGCUGGCGCGUGUCAAAUUGUUGUCACCACGCCAAUGGAAUUAUUGAAAAUACAGAUGCAGGACGCCGGUCGCCUAGAGGCCCAAGCCAAAAAAGAGGGCAAAACAUUUAAGCGAAUGAGCGCUAUGGAAUUGACGCGUUCCCUAAUGGCUGAGAGGGGCAUAUUUGGCCUUUACAAAGGCGUGGGUGCGACUGGCGUAAGAGACAUAACCUUCAGCGUUGUAUACUUUCCUCUGUUUGCUACUCUAAAUGACGCCGGACCUAAAGACGGCAACAAAACACCUUUUUGGUGGUCACUAAUAUCUGGGUUAAUAAGCGGUGGUACGGGCGCUUUCAGUGUUACCCCACUGGAUGUAAUCAAGACGCGACUGCAGACUAUAACAAAGGGCGCAGGGGAACGUCAGUACUCCGGCAUUAUAGAUUGUAUUACAACAACGUUGAAGUACGAAGGAAUAACAGCUUUCUUCAAAGGUGGCGCUUGCCGUGUGAUAGUGGUUGCUCCAUUGUUCGGAAUCGCCCAAUCGAUUUAUUACAUGGGUAUCGGUGAAUGGUUACUCGGGUAUCCACGCUAAGACUAGGAUAGGCCGCAUAGUGAAAAACUGCAUCUUGCAUGUCGUUCGGAAGCAUUAGGGCGGUUGAUAUUGAUUGAUAUUUUGCAGUUUUUCUUCAUAUUUCAUGUUGGGGGAAUGAAAAGAGACAUCGAAUAUAUUAGCUCUGGACUUUUUCAAAUCAUUUACAUACCUCUAGUAUCGAUCUCUCGUACGUACAACACAAAUUUUGAGUUUAAAAACCAUUUUGCAUCGACACAAGAUAAAAGUCCAAUAGUAAGGCAACAUUUCUUAAAUCUGUCUCUCCACGACUGUACAGUGUUGAUACUCGCUAGCGACCUGGAAUUGUAUUCCAAUCCAAAUUGUACGUCGCCCAAAGCAAUCUACUCUAGGAGUCUUUGUGUACAUGUACAAGUAUAUGUACGAGUACAUGUGUGUACAAGUGGGGUACAUUAAUUGGUUUAUGUUACGAUUGUCAAAUAAAGAUAACAUAAAACCGAAAUAAUCCUCAGUCUACCUAAUCAACUUUUAACAACCAAUAAAUAAGCAUAUGAAUAGUUUUCAUGAAUGAUAAAAAAAUAUUGUGAAUAUUUUGUUAAAUAUCGUGUUUUUAUACAACGCACAAUGUUAGUGAUCGUUAGUAGGUGUUAUUAAAGAAGGACAUUCAGAAAGUUUUUAUAAAGGAAACAUAAAGUUAACACGAGAAAAAUUGGCUGUGGUACAAAUAGUACCGUACCUCAGAAUUGAGAAUAUUCUCCAGACUCAACUUUUGAGUGCCCUUUUUCAAAAAAAUAAAGCCAAGAGAGGACGCAGUAAAUUAUUGUCAGGACAUGCAUACAUAUCUACUGCUGAUUCAUGAAACAGAAAACCUUAUUUCGAUUGGUCAGAUGAAGUAAAAAUGCAUAAAUGUUUUACGCGGUUGUUAGUCUACAGAUAGGCACUGUAAGUUUAUGAUAGAUUUAUAUUCUUUCUUUGGUAUACUUAAUUCUUAAUGAAUACCUAAAUUAUUUUCCCAAAUCGACUUCAAUGUCUAUAAAUCC
Molecule: messenger RNA, 2131 nt
Organism: Hyposmocoma kahamanoa
Lineage: Eukaryota; Metazoa; Arthropoda; Insecta; Lepidoptera; Cosmopterigidae
Product: mitochondrial glutamate carrier 1-like
Exons: 8
Coding region: 186-1115 (309 amino acids)
Biological process (GO): aspartate transmembrane transport; L-glutamate transmembrane transport; malate-aspartate shuttle
Molecular function (GO): L-aspartate transmembrane transporter activity; L-glutamate transmembrane transporter activity
Source: RefSeq, a predicted model, not a curated record